Maylandia zebra (zebra mbuna) is the source of this 7210-nucleotide messenger RNA. NCBI's taxonomy places the organism in Eukaryota, Metazoa, Chordata, Actinopteri, Cichliformes, Cichlidae. The record is from RefSeq and is a predicted model, not a curated record.
GGUGUACAGGAACAUGGCGCUUUGGAGGAGAGGUUCUUCAUGAUAGUCAGGGGCUAUAACGAUUGAAAUUCCCAUUGUUGUGUUCAUUUAGACAACACUAAAGUACAGACACUAAAUAUGAGAGGCCGCGAAAGGUGACCGCCCCCUCUGUCUCCAUGGAUACCCGACCACUGCGUGUGGUAGCGGCGUUUGCUGUCGUCAGCUGAAACUCUUAGCAUCGAUAGCUAAAGCUAGUUAGCUGGCGAAUAGCCAGACGCAAAAACAGACAAAAUGUGCUCGUUUAUGUAGCCUAGACUAACGCGAAGCUGCUAUUCAAUGUUUAAAACACUUAAGCCUUUUUUUAAAAUCAGCCAUUUAUUUGAUUUCACGUAGCUAACAUUUUGUUAGCUAAGCUAUAAGGAUGGAGAACCGCCGUGUAUAUGUUUUGUUGCUGAGCUUUGGGAUUUUUCUAUCGGCUUUGGGACUGUCUGAAGGCGCCCCUCUUCAGUAUGGUCAGAAAUCAGGUGAAGGCACGAGGGACACUUUGUCUGUCUCUAUCUACCUGUCCCUGGUGGUGUCUUUGAUGGUGAUUGUGUCCUUGGUGGUGGUGCUAGUGAACUGUGUGACCUGCUGCAAGGAAAGGGAGAUCAACUUCAAGGAGUUUGAAGAUCACUUUGAUGAUGAGAUCGACUUCACUCCGCCAGCAGAGGACACCCCUUCUAUGCAGUCCCCAGCUGAGGUCUAUACCCUUGCUGUGUCUCCUGUGCCCCUGCCUGGCCCGCCACACCUCCAACCUCCUGCCCGCAUCACAGAGGGAUCAACAGGCUUCCAGGUCGUGCGCCACAGUCUGAGCUACAUCCAAGAGAUCGGCAACGGCUGGUUUGGCCAGGUCCUGUUGAGUGAUAUCUACACAGACCCAGGGACAAGAGUGGUGGUCAAGGAGUUGAAAGCUAAUGCAAGUGCCAAGGAGCAGAAUGACUUCCUGCAGCAAGGGGAUCCAUACAGAGUUUUGCAGCACCCAAACAUACUCCACUGCCUUGGACAGUGUGUUGAGGCAAUUCCCUUCCUACUGGUUUUUGAAUACUGUGAAAUGGGGGAUUUGCGGGGCUAUCUUUCUCAGCAGGACUGGAUGUUCAGAAAUGCUGAGUUGCUGCAGCUGCAGAGGAUCGCCUGUGAAAUUGCUGCUGGUGUCACUCACCUUCACAAACACAACUUCCUGCACAGUGAUCUAGCACUGAGGAACUGCUACCUGACUGCAGACCUCACAGUCAAAGUGGGAGACUAUGGCAUUGGACCCUGCAGAUAUAAAGAAGAUUACAUCAUCACAGAGGAUGAUGUGUAUGCACCCCUUCGUUGGUUGGCCCCUGAGCUGGUAGGCGAGCGCCAUGGUGGCGUAAUUACUAUGGAACAGACCAAGCCGAGCAAUGUGUGGGCAUUGGGGGUCACAUUAUGGGAGCUCUUUGAGAAUGCUGCUCAGCCGUACCCACAUCUGUCUGACCGAGAAGUUCUCAACCAUGUGAUCAAGGAGCAGCAAGUCAAGCUGUUCAAGCCACAACUGGAACUUCCCUACUCUGAUAGAUGGUAUGAAAUUUUGCAGUUCUGUUGGCUGUCUCCAGACAAGCGGGCCACAGCAGAGGAAGUACACCGUCUCCUCAUCUAUCUGCGUAUGCAAGGCCAGAAGGACAUAGAAGAAGAUUUCGAGCAACGCUGGGAUGCACUGAAGCCUAACCCCACUAUGCGGCAGACCACUGUUAGCCAUUCCUCCUUCCCAAUCUUGGAACAGUUUGCUGAUGAUGCCCUGAGACAAGAAAUAGAUGAAAUUCUGACUGUGACUGAAACAAGCAAAGGUCUCAGCUUUGAGUAUGUUUGGGAAGCGGCUAAGCAUGACCACUAUGAUGGUAACCAUGGACGUUCAGGCGUAGACACAACACUAAACUACCACAGCAUGUUCUUUCCUGUUUCCAGUGAAGAUAUUCAGGCUCAUUUCCCUGAUCCUUCAACUAGCGCAGCAGGAGGAGAAAGUGGGAACACUCCAGGAUUUCCUGGGAUCUUACCGGUGUUUGAUGCUCAAAAGCCAUCUAAUGGGAAUGAAUAUUAUAUCCAACUAGAAGAGCAAGGGGAGAGCACUGUUGGGGAGGACGGGAAUAGAGAACCAGAUAUGGGCUUUGGUUCAAGCGGGCAAGAUUUUGUUGUGCUCCAAGAUGUGCGGCUAGAUGAGUCAAGCACAGAUGCUGACUUUUUCCACCAAAGUAUUGACUCAAAGGAUUCAUAUUUACCAGACAGCCACAUCUGGUCGUCUCUUGAAAAUGACAGUCCGUACCACACCAACAUUUUUACAGAAGACGGGUCAAAACAAGAAGACUCGCCUUCCUGGAGGCAGAAUUUUAUGGAGCUUCCAGACCGCAGCGGAAACCCUUUCCUUGAAGGGGGAACUUUAGAGGGUGAAGCAGUGAAUAGAGAUGGAAGCUAUGGGGAUGCUUUUUUAGGGGAACCCACUAAGGUGGUGAAUUCUGUGGAAGCAAAGGAUGAAAACAUGAAUGGAAAAAAUCUUUUGAGUACUGAAAAACUAGCAGAUAAUUUUAUGUUUCUUAAAGAUCAAACCCUAAUGAAGGAGGGUGCUAGUUUCUUAAGCCCACAACCAAAUUUUCUUUUACCUGGUUUAGCCCACGAACCAGAGGAAGCAUUCAAAAUGAAUUCUUGGGAUAAGCUUGACUCGUUAGGCAGCUUAAACACAGCAGACACUUAUUUUAAAUCGGCAGCAAGUAGCACAUCCUCAAGACACGAACUUCUAGACUCUCCAAGUAACAGUUUGGGGGAGUUUUGUCAGUCUCUAGAAAAUGAGACACUGGUGCCUUCCAUUACAGUGGUCACAGAAGAUGACACAAGCAACCAGCUGCCAGCUAGAAAUUGUUCUUCCACAGAAGACCUUGGUCUGUUGCAAUCCUCAAACAGAGGUGUAGACUCUGGUUUUGAUUCUACCUCAGAGAGGUUUGAGGUUCUCAUCAGUCACACUGAUGACCACACCACUGCAAUAUCUGACAGUGCCAAUACAGAUUCUUUGUGCACAGAUGCCAAAAUUCCCAGCCUUGAAGAUGACCUUGGAACCUCAAAGGAUGACACUCAGCCCAUAGAAAGUAAAAUGCCUGAACCCCUGCCAGCUCAAGUAUUACCUUCAGAUAAUGGACACAGUGAAGACCUAACAAGUAAUGAUUUGUUGAGCGAGUUAAUUGAGGAUGCAGAUAUACAAAUGGAAACCACUCUGUCUGAUCAUGAAGAAUCAUUUAUGGAUACCAAUGGGCAUCCUCAUGAUAGAGCUUCUCUUCUGGUGUCGGGUCCAUCUUUGGACCAGAUCAGCCAGGACAGUUUAUUGGAAGACAGUAUGUCCACCACUGUUCCAACUGUAGAGAACUUUGCUGAAACACCAGACUCAUUAGACUCAUUUGACAUACACAGGCUUGGAGAGCAAGGAGAUGAACUGAAUGCUCAAAUUGCUCAACACAAACUCCAACCUCCAUACAGGAUAUCAGAUAGUGGUUAUGAGACUGAGAACCUGGAGUCUCCUGAGUGGAACUCUCAGCCAAAUGUCCAAGAUUCCUCUCCUGUAAAAAAUGGCUUGAGUGUUACCAAAGAAGAAGAGGAGACAGAAGAGCUCACAACUGCGGCAAAUCUGGUUCCGCCGAAAAUCAUAAUCUCCGAAGUAGAGGGUGUGCUAGAUACUCGCAGUGAAGAUCCCAGUGAGGAAGAUCAGCCAGAUAAUGAAGGUCCUGCUGAGGAACCAAUUAUGGGAAGUAAUUACAGAGACUCUGCAUACUUUUCUGACAAUGAAUCAGAACCUGAAAAGAAGUCUGAAGAAAUAACUGCAGGUGGUUCUGUUGAAGACACGUGGCUGAGGAACUCCACUGAUGAGGUUCCCGAGGCUUCUGGAGCUCCUGCACUGGAGGCUUACAAGGAAAAAGAUAUUGACUCUUUAUUUUCUCUACCUGCUGAAUCACAAGCCAAGGAUGUUAAGGAGAUGGGUUCAGUAGCAGAUUCAGGUAUCAGAGAAAAUGGUGAAAACCAGGUGGUCGAGUCUACCAGCAGCUCCAAUGAAGAUGGAAUUAAACCAGAGGUUUUCAAGGACACUGCAUUUACUGAUCACCUGGACCCCUCUGAAGGCCCAGAAACCUCAAUACUUCCUUCUAUUGCCCCAGCUAAGCCAGCAACAGAGAGUGUAGUUCACGCUAAACUCACCAGAACCGACACCAGUGAUGGUCAUAAAAUAAAGGAGCCGGAUGUGGAGGGGCGUUACCUGGGGAGGCGGGAUGGGUCGGGCUUAGAUGGGCAAGAAGAUGGCGUAGAUGCAGACGAGGAGGACGAGAACAGCGACGACUCGGAUGACGACAUGCGCGCGUACCAGCUGCACAGCUCUAGCUCAGAAAGCGAGGAUGAAACCGUGCACCCGGUGCCAGUUGUUAUCUCGGACGACAGCAGGGCGAAGAACCUGAAGAGCUUGUUAAAACCCACAUCUCUGAACAUCGGAGCAUCAUCUUUCACGUUUCCUGCAAGGUUUGGUGCGGAUAACUCCAAAAGAGCCGUGUCUUUCUUUGAUGAUGUCACUGUCUACCUGUUUGACCAGGAGACGCCCACCAAGGAACUGGGUGACCACUCCUUGGAUUCAAACAGUCGGGUACCACAGUUCAGCAGUUCCACGCCUGCUGCCAGCUACCUGAACCGCUUUGCCAACUCUGAGAGCUCAACAGAUGAAGAAGGUGGUGGUUUUGAGUGGGAUGAUGACUUCUCCUCACCCGCACCCGCCUUCCUGUCCAAGACGGGUAAAGACACGGUAUCCAAGGCAAGGUCCUCAUCUGCAGCGUCGUUUUCCUCUCCGGCCCCUGCAGUGGGGUCCAUGCUAGAUACCAGCUGGACCAGCUCUUCAAGCUACUCCCGUUUUUCCAUCUCACCGGCCAGCAUUGCCAGCUUUUCCCUUACCCAUCUUACCGACUCUGAUAUUGAACAAGGAGGAAGCAGCGAGGACGGGGAGAAAGACUAGGGUGCUAAAUGAAGGGACCGUUUAUCUUCACACUACUGUGGAAUGAAGCUACUCUCGCUCUUUUUUUUAUUUUUUAUUUUUUUUGGGAGAACAGCUGAAUAAGGACAACAGACGACGCAGUUUGUGGGGACAAACUGCAGAUGCUUCUCUCAGGCAGAACUAUUCUCAGCGGCGUGGCCAUGAGAACAAAAGGUUGUAAACGGACAUUAGGCAAAUAAGACGGACGAGGCCCAGUCCCAGUCUGAGCCACAUCACCUCUCCAGCUCCAUCUGUGUGUGUGCGUGCGUGUUUGUAUGAUUUUUAGUUCAGUGCAAUUAAAAUGUUUUGGGGAGGGAAAACAAACUAACUGACGUAGCUUCUAAAUGUUUGCUUUAAUGCCUCAUCAUGCGCAUUCCAGGUGUUUGGCUGCUUCUUUUUGUUGUGUGUAAGUGCACUCCUUUUCUAGGACUUUUGCUUCACCAAAAAAAAAAAAAAAAAAUUAUUUAAUUAAAGAAAAUCAACCCACUGGGCUGGUAAACGUAUCACUACAGCCAAACAAGAAUAAGCUCUUUGAUUUCACACACACCUAAAACUGACAGCUUAAUUUGUUCACUUUGCUCCUUCAUGUCAUGUGAUUAUUUCCGUGAUUGCCUUUUAUUUGAAAAACUUCCUGUUAAGUUUAAUCACAGUCUCCUUUUUGGAGAGGAAGCCAUGUGUGUUGUCUUUCUGUAGCAGCAUUUGAAUUAACGGGUUGUAACUGCUGUAGGUGCAAUCCAUGCAUAGGAUGACUGGAACACUACACUACAGAGGCGACACACUGUAUUGUCCUUUAUGUUUUAAAGGAACAUGUAUAGUAAGCGUAGUCGAAGUUUGGAGAAAUGUCGGUAAGAAUUGUGGGAUUGUCAUAUCAGUCGUUAAAGAGGCGACCCAGCUGUAAGACAGUUGUGAUGAAUAACUUAAAACAAGUUGUUGUUGCUUUUCUUUUGUAAAGCUUUAUUUUAUCCUUGCGAAUGUGCAGGAAGUCGCUUUGAUGGUUGUCUCGAUUACUUUGUCACUGGGUCUCAUUCCAGUGCCUGAUGACGCUGAAAGACAAAGAGGCUGCACCCCUCGAUUGAUGAUCGCUACAAAAAGUUUAGUGGUAUGAUGUUUAAAAAAAAAAAAAAAAAAAGAAGCUAUUUUUAAAUGUAAGGAUGAAGAAAAUGUCAUGAGCUGUUUGUAAUCAAAUGUGCAAUGAAUUUCAUAAAUUGGUUUGAAUCAGAGUUUGUAGGACAAGCUGACGAGCGUGUGCAGGGACUUUAAGCUUUCACAGCAACUUACUACUAGAACAACGACAACAACGACAAGAAACUCAAUGCUGCUGCUUUUAUAAACCCGAGCGUUGUGGGCGGAGUUGUUUGCUUUUUUCUUUUUUCAGCUUUGUGUCAAACUUCACUAUUUCAGAUUGCAUUUCCAUCUUAAAUGACCCUUUCUGUUCAGCUUCUGCCUCUGAGUCUUAUCAUUUGCGGGGCCGUACGUACAGGGAUGUGCAUUCGUCGCGAUCACUUUCUGUAUAGAAGCGCAAUGCAAAUGGUUAUAGAUGAAGACAGACCUUGCCUCACAUUUUUAUGUACAGCUUUAAAAUCUCUUAUUUGAAACUGUAGGGUAUACAGUUAAGGCUUUCCUUUCCUUUCCUUGAAUAUUUUGUCGCUGAUGAUGAGAUGAGAAGCUGUACUUCACCCGUAAUAGCUACAUGUCCGUCUCACCUGCCCCAUACAGACGACACUGUAUCCCAGACAAUGUUAUCCUCUGUUUAAAAACCAGCAGCCUGUGCUUCAGUUAAACUUGAACAUCUAUUUAAGGAAAUCUUCUUUUAUUUCACUACAGUAUACAUUUGCUUAAUCUUGCACAUUUGAGAAAUGUAACUUAAUGUUGAACUGUACUGAUGUGUAUAUAAAUGUUAAUUUUUCUUUUUGUCUGUAAAUGAUGGGAAAUUAUGUAAUUGAGUUCUAGGUAUGAGGUUUCAUUUUGUAACUUAAACUGAGUUGAAUCAGAGGAACAUAUCACAGUCAUCAGCUACAAGCAGUUAAAUUAAGACAAACAAGCAGACGUGAAGUCAUUCUGUCCUUUAAACUUGUAGAAUUAAAAAAAAAUAUUUUUACUUCAUAUUGAUCAUGCUUAGUGUGAUUAAAAUGUUUAUAAUUACACUGUUUAAUAUGAAAAUAAAUGCAAAUGACUUCUAAUAAA